Messenger RNA from Danaus plexippus (monarch butterfly), 4625 nucleotides. RefSeq names its product zinc finger CCCH domain-containing protein 13-like. The coding region runs from base 133 to 4539 and encodes 1468 amino acids. Lineage: Eukaryota; Metazoa; Arthropoda; Insecta; Lepidoptera; Nymphalidae. The transcript is spliced from 13 exons. The record is from RefSeq and is a predicted model, not a curated record.
AUUUGACAGUCUUGCAUUGGAUUGCACUGAUAUUUUUCAAUUGCAUUGACUAUUCUAGCGAUUAUCGAUUUCAUGUAUAUUAAGUAGUUGAAUCUCUUAAUAGAUGCAUUUCUUUAAAAAUAGUUCGGCAAAAUGAUGAUCACAAUAUAUGGGUUACCUGCUACUAUUAAGUAUCAGGAUUUGAAGAUAUUAAUUAGUCGGGAAUGCAAUAUUAGCGACUUUAUACUGGACUAUCUCGUCAGUGAUGGUGAUGGCACUAAAAAAGUGAGAGUCGGCUUGGCGGACGAUGCCGAAGGCAACCACCUUAUGAAAUAUUUAGACGGUUAUCGCUUGUCUGGACAUGUCUUAAAACUUGUUCCAGUUGGCAAAUCUGCUACCGCAAACAAUCAACCACAAACAUAUCCACCGAGGGGUAAUUUUUCACAUAGUGACUAUCCCAAUCAGACUGCCAAGACAGUAGAGCCUAAACUGUCUUGGUCGGGAAAUCAAUGGCCGACGAAUCCUGUUCAAAAUACAUACAACUACCAACAGCCUCAGGCUUUAAACACUCAGUAUGUGCAAUCUCAAUCCACUCAGCCGGCCAAGCAGUUUGAUACGCGGGAGAUAUCAACUGCAAACCGAGCGCAGUCACAAACAAAUGUAUCACAGAACUAUAGUUAUCCAAGUAAAACCAACUUGAUAAGUCUAGGGCCACACAGAAAUGUUACGUCACUUCCGACGAAUGUUCCGGAUGCGUCUAAUCGUAUCCAAGCCAACAGAUAUCCGGGUUACGAUGGACCUGAAAAGCCUGUAUUGAUUAUGAAAGAGAACUUCCGAGGUCCACAGUCAAAUCAAUUCAUCAGCACACAGACGGUUAAUUAUCCGAACCAAUCAUGGUCGGGGCAGCAGGUACAAAAACCAUACGAGAAACAUUCACAAACAUUUGACAAAAAAUAUAAUGAGAGAAAAUAUCCUCAGAACCAAACCGCCACGGAUGUGACUAAAGACAGUUUUAAAUAUGAUCGAUCGGGAUAUCAGAAGUAUCCGGAUGAGAGACGAAAUUCACCCAACAGACAAAACGAUCGUUUAUCCGUUCGGAACAUUGAACGCCAAUCCGAUCGACAUGUCGCUAGACCAUCCGAUCGAGAUUAUGAUCGGUCAUCUGACCGACACAUCCGACCAUCCGACCGUAAUAUAGAUCGAUCUUCCGAGAGGCAUGUAGACAGAUCUGGUCGAAAUAUCGAUCGGCCGGAAGGAAAUAUUAGUAUAUCAUCAAAUCGGAACGCUGAUCGACCGUAUGGUCGUGAUAUCGAUCGACCAGCCGACCGAAAUAUCAACAAACAAACAGGCAUAUCAAGAAUAUCACCUACAAGACAAAGACAAACACCAGUAUCUAGAAUCGAUGACAGGUUUUCACCAAGUAGAAAUCGUCAACAAUCACCUCGAAGAAGAUUAUCUCCAUUAACGAGGAAAGAAGAGUACGCUAGUAGAAGACCUUCCCCGCCAGCAAUAACACCGGUGGAUAGACUGGCAAGUCGUCAAUCUCCGACAAGGCAGGCCGGAUAUUCACCACGUCGCACAGACAAGCCCAGGGAAUUUAACGAAAAUAGAGUCAAAGAUGUCAGACCAGCUUAUGAGCCACAGGCGUCCAAAGCAGCUAUGUACUCAGGUGGUUAUCGUCCAAACGUCCCAGUGGACGUGCAAUAUCCGAGAAAAGAUUGGAAAGAUAGGGAAAAACAGUUUUCACCUAAAAAUGUCCUCGAGGAUAGGAGGGAUAUAGUUAGGAUGCAGAACUUUGAUAUACCUAGGGCUUCUGAACAACAAAGAAUGGAGGAAGAAAAGAAGCGAUCACAAUCGCGUAAUUCAAGAUCUCCGAGGAGAGAGAAGUCUCCGGGCCGCCACAGGAGACAGUCACCAUCAUCACGUUCGCCUCGUAGAGCUUGGGCGCUUGAGAAACGAAGGAGUCCGGAAGGCCGCGAACCCCCACCACCUCCAGCAUGGCCUGGACAAGAUGGAGGGGAACAAGAAUAUCAGCAGAGAUCGAAAUUGACGGACAGAGAUGUCGUCAUGAAGGUUCCGGUGUGGGAGUGUAAAAAAACGGACAAUUAUAGUAAGACUGACAGGCGCAAUUUUGAAGAGCAGAGAAAUAGGAAGGAACUUUCAAAAUGGAAACCUGUUCCUCCAGUUAAUUCGGAAGAAAACACUCGGUUUUUGGAUGAUGACCGAUAUCGAAAAGGUGGUAAAUAUGGCAGAAAAGAGCCGGAAAGGAGACGCACCUUAAGCCGCGAUGAUGGUGAACGCAAGUCAUAUUCUGAAAGACAUGAGAAAGAUCUCUCUCGAUCAGAACGCGAUGGCGCUCGCUAUAAACCUGAUUUUUCUCGUGAAGAAUAUGCGGGAAGAAUAGAAGAAAAAAAGAAAGAAAUAUUACAUAAACAGGAACAAUUGCAAAAAGAGAUAGACGAAGUUUAUAAACGGGCUGUAGAUUUUACAAAAAAAGCUGAGAUGUAUAAGAAAGGUGAAAUGAAUAAAGAUUUUCAUUUCAAAGAAGAACGUCAUCGAGAGGAUAGGGAAUAUGAAGAACGUCCACACUACUCAUUCGAUGAAAAUCGACGUGGCCGUAAUCUAGACAGACCCAAUGAACAUAAAUCUAGCAAUUUUGGAAAAUCUCGUGAUCCUGAAGAUUUUGAAAGAAAAUUUGGUGUGAACGCAGCUAUCAAAAUAAAGAGACUCAAAGCCACUGACGAAAUAUCAGAGAAAAUACUUCAUCAGUUUGCAGUAAAUAUACCCCCAGAUUUUAGAAAAAGAGUCAGUGAAGAGUUAAAGCUCUCUGUCGCAAAAAUAUUAUUGGAAAUGUUCGGUGAGAAGGACGUUUCAUUUAUAGAGAUGUUAGUUAAAUUUAAUGCUAGGCAUACACAAAAAGACGAAGAAAGAAUUUUCGAAGAUGUUAUGUCUUGUUUACCAAGUCACUUCAAAACUAUAAAAAGAUCUGCUCAAGAUAAUUCGGGGAUACCUGCUAAAGUGUCCAGGCGCUCAGCAGACUUAACCUUAGAUACAGAUGUCUGCGUGAAUAAGCCAACUAUUUCAGAUUGGAAUUAUGGUCAAUUAGGUAGUAUUAUACCAGGAAACGUCAUGGUCGAUCCAACAUUAACGCAGAUGGCUGCGUCGGGUUUAUUAUUAAAUACUCCCAUCAUGGUCCCUAUUUCUACACAAUAUCCAGUAAUAACAGCGUACCCUGACACGUCUAAUAUAAAAGAGGAGGACGAAAGUGAUGGCCACACUUUAUAUCUGUGCAAGGAUAAUUUUCAGACUAUCUCGGAAUAUGAGAUUGAUCAAUUGAAGAGUUUUUUGAUUAAGCAGCUGGUUGAGGUUACAGAAACAUCCCAAGGUUGGGCGCCGGACUUCACUCUCAGCAAUCAGCGCAAUACACAUCGUCAUGAAGUCUUUACGCGCGAUCAGCGCUCAAAGGAUUGGCUUUUGAACCUAGAUUUCAGUGACUUCACUGUAUUCAAGGUGUUAGUUUACACUUCGGAGGAGUUGUGGUAUGAACGUGCUGCUAUAUGGUUACCAGGUCAUUCUAGGCAUCGCAAAUUCGAUCCGCUGACCAAACUUAAGUUACAGAACAGGAAAUUGGAAGGUGUCAAUAUAGGUAAGUGGAAGUUUAUAAAGAGGAUCAUCACGGCUAACGGCACACGGAUAUAUGUGGAUAUGCCGCCCUCGUCCGCACGUGCUUUGGAGAAACACAAAAUGUUGUUGAGUUAUGAAUUACAGAAAGUUAACGUUUUUUUUAAAGCUGUUGCGAUAGAUAAGAACGCUUUCGAUGCUGGUUUAAAUGAACCAUCCAUAGAGAUACCCCUUACUCCAGCCUCCUGUCCUAUGCCGUCUCUUGGGCAGGAUCCAAGAAUUAUUAAAUUUGCACUGAAAGGCAACAAACCAUUCAAUUUGGGGAUGGCGAGGAAAAUAAAGGAUAUAAUCUUGUUUAAAUUAUUUAAAUACCACGAGCUAGAAGGCAGAAGUAGAACCGAUUUUGAGAAAUACGGAUUUUGCCAGCCCGGUUAUUUUGGUAUUUUACCAGAAAAUGAAGAAUCCAGAAAAUGGUUGGUCUCUUUAGAUAUACCAAGGAUUAAUCGACAACCUGUAGUCAUUGUAGGAGCCGAUGAUAUAAAAGGAAAAUUUUUUCGAAUGAAUAUUGUUAUGCCGAACUAUUACAAUCUCAAACCGGCUUUAGCUUUUGAACGUCUGCGUCAGAGUAACCAAGGAGUGAAGGGUAUAAAUUUUAAUAUGUGGAAAAACCUGAACGUUAUAAUCUCAAGAAGGGAAGGAAAGGUGGGGCUUGAAGUCGACAUGGAUUUGGAAUCCGUUGAGACUUUGUCUAAAAUUCACUACCAGCUCGAUUAUGUGGCUGAGGGCCAUAUUAAGACCUUUAAAGUUGAGUCGCAGUUUUCUCAAGACCGUUUGGAAGAAAUGAUUAGGCAAUAUAAAGACGAACUCAUUGACUCCUAUGACGUUCACAACAUGGAUCUAGCGUCGGAUUCAGAAGAGAGCAUCGUAUGUUUAGAUUAGUUUGGGAAGGUCUCUUUGUUUCUCGUAAUAUUUUCUCUCGAACUGGACUCAGCUUGAAUUUGAUACAAUAAAGAUUAAAAGUCAAA